Molecule: messenger RNA, 402 nt
Organism: Dissoconium aciculare CBS 342.82
Lineage: Eukaryota; Fungi; Ascomycota; Dothideomycetes; Mycosphaerellales; Dissoconiaceae
Exons: 2
Source: RefSeq, a predicted model, not a curated record
CGACCGGCGCCCAAUACCGGAGUCUAUGCGCGCGUAUGCACGGCGGAGCUCAAAUGCAAGAACAACUAUAAGAAUGCGUCGAGGUUGAUCAAUAGUUGCCUGGGCUUGCAGAUCGUUGUGGCGGCGGCGUUGACGGCUUUGGGAGCGGCGGAUGGAAGUCGGAGUGCGAUUACGGUGUUUGGUGCCAUCAACACCAUCAUCGCGGGAUUUCUCACCUAUCUCAAAGGUUCCGGUCUGCCGAAUCGUCUGCGCUACUAUCAACACGAAUGGUCCAUCGUCCGGGAGUACAUCGAACAACGCGAACGGGAUCUCAGCUGCGGGCAAGCAUUCGACGUCAUGGCCGAAGUCGCCUUGAUCAGACAGAUGUUCGAGUCCGUCAAGACCGACGUGGAAUCCAGUCAG